CCCUGGGCGCCAUUUUGAAAAGGGCAAAAUCCCUCCCGGCGGCGGCGGCGGCGCGGGGCCUGCGGGGUCCCUCGGGCGCUCGGCCGCCGCCCCCCGCCGCCGCGGCAUGGCAGGGGCCGGCGGCGGCUGCCCGGGCGGCCACGACCUGCAGUGGUGCUUCUCGCAGGUCAAGGGGGCCAUCGACGAGGACGUGGCGGAAGCCGACAUCAUCUCCACGGUCGAGUUCAACUACUCCGGGGAUCUCCUCGCCACCGGGGACAAAGGCGGCCGAGUCGUCAUCUUCCAGCGGGAACCAGAGAAUAAAAGCCGCCCCCAGGCACGGGGAGAGUAUAACGUCUACAGCACCUUCCAGAGCCACGAGCCUGAAUUCGACUACCUGAAAAGUCUGGAAAUCGAGGAGAAAAUCAAUAAAAUCAGGUGGUUGCCACAGCAGAACGCAGCGCACUUCCUGCUCUCGACCAAUGAUAAAACUAUUAAAUUAUGGAAAAUAAGUGAACGUGACAAGAGAGCAGAAGGCUAUAACCUGAAGGAUGAAGACGGGCGGCUCCGAGAUCCCUUCAGAAUCACGGCACUGCGGGUACCGGUGCUGAAGCCCAUGGACCUCAUGGUGGAAGCGAGCCCCCGGAGGGUCUUCGCCAACGCACACACCUACCACAUCAACUCCAUCUCCGUGAACAGCGACCACGAGACCUACCUCUCCGCAGACGACCUGCGCGUCAACCUCUGGCACCUGGAGGUCACCCACAAGAGCUUCAACAUCGUGGACAUCAAACCCGCCAACAUGGAGGAGCUGACGGAGGUGAUCACGGCGGCCGAGUGCCACCCGCACCAGUGCAACGUCUUCGUCUACAGCAGCAGCAAGGGCACCGUGCGGCUGUGCGACAUGCGCUCGGCGGCCCUCUGCGACCAGCACGCCAAGUUCUUCGAGGAGCCCGAGGACCCCAGCAGCCGCUCCUUCUUCUCGGAGAUCAUCUCCUCCAUCUCCGACGUCAAGUUCAGCCACAGCGGCCGCUACAUGAUGACGCGGGACUACCUGUCGGUGAAGGUCUGGGACCUCAACAUGGAGCGGCGGCCGGUGGAGACGCACCAGGUGCACGAGUACUUGCGUGGCAAGCUCUGCUCCCUCUACGAGAACGACUGCAUCUUCGACAAGUUCGAGUGCUGCUGGGGCUGUGCCGACAGCGCCAUCAUGACUGGAUCCUACAACAACUUCUUCCGGAUGUUCGACAGAACCACGCGGAGGGACGUCACGUUGGAAGCUUCCAGAGAGAACAGCAAGCCCCGAGCCAGCCUGAAGCCCCGCCGGGUGUGCGCGGGCGGGAAGAGGAAGAAGGACGAGAUCAGCGUGGACAGCCUGGACUUCAACAGGAAGAUCCUGCACAGCGCGUGGCACCCCACGGACAACGUCAUCGCCGUGGCCGCCACCAAUAACUUGUACAUAUUCCAGGACAAGGUCAACUAGGUGCCGCCCACAUGUCCUGCGCGGUCCGUCCAGGGAGUCGUGUCCUCCGUGGGGACGGCAGCUGUGCGGCGGGACGCGGCUCGCGUGCGGGCCUACGUCUGCGCCGUCGCCGCUCCCGGCCCAGCUGAGCUGCCCGGGCAGGCCGUGGAGCAGCCGGCCGGGCGGCGGCUCCGUCCACCUGCGGGCCUCGGUGUCCGCCUGCAGGAGCCGCCGCCCCAGAGCCAGGCCAGGCUGGGCCAAGGCGGCCGCUCGGGGACAGGCCGGCCGGCAGCGGUCUGGGCACCGGCUCCGAGGGACACGUCGAACUUUCCUUCGAGCCUUCUUCCAAGUGGGGAGGGCGACGGCCCUUCCGGUCGCGUCAGAAUGGCCCGCAUGCCGACUCGCACCCCGCAUCUCUCGCCAGCGAGAUGGGACUGUGACGUCUUCCCCCUCCCCGAGCUGGGUCCCGCCAAGCAGAAUCAGGACUUCCCGGGACAGGCGGGCACGGCCACUCACCUCCUGUCCGGGUCCCGGCUGAGCAUCCGAAGCGACGUUUUCAUUUAAAAUGAUUCUCACGCUGUAUAUUGGUUGUAACGAUUCACAAAUCUGAGAUGGGAACAGAGCUAUUUAAGCAUUAGUUAACCCUGAUCCUUAAAAAACAAGAAAUUCUAGUAAAAUGGGAUUGUAUAUAUUUGUUCAACUAUUUUGACCAAAAGAUUUAAUAAAUUUUAAACGUUUACUGA
Sorex fumeus (smoky shrew) is the source of this 2184-nucleotide messenger RNA. It is a transcript of the gene PPP2R2D, whose product is annotated as protein phosphatase 2 regulatory subunit Bdelta. The record is from RefSeq and is a predicted model, not a curated record. The transcript is spliced from 10 exons. The coding region runs from base 107 to 1462 and encodes 451 amino acids. Gene Ontology annotation, biological process: peptidyl-serine dephosphorylation. Gene Ontology annotation, cellular component: cytosol; protein phosphatase type 2A complex. Gene Ontology annotation, molecular function: protein binding; protein phosphatase regulator activity. Lineage: Eukaryota; Metazoa; Chordata; Mammalia; Eulipotyphla; Soricidae.